UGCAGGUGGAACGAGCGCCAAGGAAACAUGGCCGCCAUUCUGUUGAAGAGUCUGCACAAUCUGGAGGCUGUAGACGAGCCAACGGUGAAGUGGACCAUUCCUCUGAGCGAUGGCAAUCACGUGAUAGAAUUUGAACACGGUACAGCGACCGGUCGACGAGUGGUGAAACUGGAUGGCAAAGAACUGAUCCAUAGAGAUUGGAUGUUUCAUCUCGUCGGCGACGAAGCGUUCACGUUCAACGAUAACAAGUUUGUCAUCAGAGUCGAUCCAAUUCCAGGUUUGAGAUAUUGUUAUACCUUGUGGGUGAACGGGAAGAGUUACACGAAUUUCGUCAAAGGCCAAUCGAAGAUUCUGGACACCUGGUUGGCCAGCGUUGGAAAAGAAGAGUACAGAAUAGUGUUAGACAAACAGACGCAAAAUAUUUGGGUUAACGGCGAACAGGUCGACACGGAGAACGAUUUCACCGACGAUGGCGCGGAAAUACGUUUCACGGUGGGAGAACUUCCGGCUACGAUUCGAUCGUACAGCUCUGGGCAGAAAAACGUCGGGAUAUCGUAUUCUUUGCACAUCGAUGAGAUAGAAAUUGACAAGGAGUCGCAGCUGAAGGAAACAGAGGACUCAUAAACGAGAGUCUCU
This is a messenger RNA of Colletes gigas, 636 nucleotides long. RefSeq names its product fas apoptotic inhibitory molecule 1. The record is from RefSeq and is a predicted model, not a curated record. The transcript has 5 exons. NCBI's taxonomy places the organism in Eukaryota, Metazoa, Arthropoda, Insecta, Hymenoptera, Colletidae. Gene Ontology annotation, biological process: positive regulation of neurogenesis; negative regulation of extrinsic apoptotic signaling pathway via death domain receptors; canonical NF-kappaB signal transduction. The coding region runs from base 28 to 624 and encodes 198 amino acids.